UAGUUAUUGGCAUGGCACAAUAGACAGGCAGUGCACGCGAUUGCCUGCCUUCAUUCGGUCUCCGACAUUCCGUUAGUCAGUAACUGACACAGUCUUCACUUUCCUUUACGCUGUGCGCCCGUGAACUCCGCUAUGCAGUAAAAAUUCAACCGUUUCCGAACGCUGCUGGAUUGACUUGACAUAACUUUUGGAGGGAAAUAGAACAAAAUGGCGCGCAAAAGUUUUUUGUUCUUCGUAACUCUUGUGCUUGUGUUUUCGUCGUGUGAAAUGAAGAGAAAAAUUAAGGACUAUCCAACGGAGAAGCAGCUGACUUUGCAAAGGAAGGAGACCACUCCUGUUGACUUUACCAGGUUGGUGGUGAUGAGACUGGUGUACGGGUUCGCGAAAGUGCUGGGCUUCGAAGAGCCCAUCAGUGAAGUGAUGAACGGUGCUUUCGUCCCACCCGGGGCGGACGAUGAUGACUUUGAUGAUGACGAUGACGGUAUUUUUGACGACGAUUAUUAGUUUAGACAAUUUAUUUAUUCAUAGUUUUAAUUAAUGAUACCAAAUAAAAUGCAUUUAUACAAUGUAAUUUAUUAGAACGGGUCAGUUCAUUGUUAAUAAAUUACCUGUAACUUUUUAUUUUCCGUAAGUAAUUCUUAAUUUAUAUUUAAGGUUAUUGUAAACCUAGUUCUUGGACGUAAUGUCUCAAUUUUUUAGCUGUUGUAUUUAUUAAUUAUUUAUUAACUGAUCAUGUACCUGGUAGAUAUUACUGUUUUUGUAAAUAUACA
This is a messenger RNA of Ostrinia furnacalis (Asian corn borer), 770 nucleotides long. RefSeq lists its product as uncharacterized. The transcript has a single exon. The coding region runs from base 208 to 504 and encodes 98 amino acids. NCBI's taxonomy places the organism in Eukaryota, Metazoa, Arthropoda, Insecta, Lepidoptera, Crambidae. The record is from RefSeq and is a predicted model, not a curated record.